Messenger RNA from Hemibagrus wyckioides, 1385 nucleotides. RefSeq names its product angiopoietin-like 5 (gene angptl5). The record is from RefSeq and is a predicted model, not a curated record. Lineage: Eukaryota; Metazoa; Chordata; Actinopteri; Siluriformes; Bagridae. The transcript has 8 exons. The coding region runs from base 143 to 1312 and encodes 389 amino acids.
UCCAGACAGCAGUGCAGUCGCUCUUUUCUUGUACUGCGGCCAAAGAGGCAGUCCCAGAGCAUACGGCUUCUCAGUAUCUUCACCUUUCAUUGAGAGGUGUACAGCUUCAUGCGCUCACUGAGCUCAGCAUAACUCAGAAAACAUGAUUUGGAUCAUCUUGUUUUGGCUUCAUAUGUUCCCAAAUCUUCUUGCUUUACCCAACAUGACUGUGGACAUAAACAGUGCUCCACUUGAUGAGCCCGUGACGUUCGCUGAGGACUUUGAGGAUGCAUCUGCUCGGAACCAGAAAGAAGAAAUUGUCAGAAAUGUGGAUAGAGAAAAGUGUACAGUGCCAUGUGAGAUGACAGCAAAACUCAUGCAGGAUGAGAAGCAUUCUUGGUGCAGUAACCUCCAGCAUGCCCUGACAACAUAUACCAGGAGCACCAGAAAACUGAUCCGAGAUUUGAUUGAUGAACAGCAGAAGACUCUGGAAUUCCUCUCUAACCAGGUAAUGGAACUUACAACCAAAGUCCACAGUCUCAGUCUAGAUGUGCAGAGGAGCAACAGCGAGAUGUUUUCUAUGAAGCCCAUGCAUGCUCAUGGUAGAGACUGCAGUGACAUCAAGGAAACACUAGAGGCAGUAACACCAAAAAUUCCAAGUGGUGUUUAUAUUAUUCAACCUGACAACUCUGAGCUUUUGUUUGAGGUAUUUUGUGAGAUGGAUUACAUGGAAGGAGGCUGGACAGUCAUCCAGAGGCGGACUGAUGGCCUGACUGACUUUAAACGUGCAUGGUCAAGCUAUCUGGAUGGAUUUGGACCCCUUCCAGGAGAACACUGGCUCGGUUUGAGGAAGGUGCACAGUAUUGUGAGUCAGAAGAACACACGCUUUAAGCUUCAAGUAUCCUUCGUCUCUCAAGAUGAUUCCACGGCGUAUGCCUCUUACGACAACUUCUGGCUUGAAGACGAGAGUAAAUUCUUUGCAAUUCAUCUCGGCAGAUAUGCUGGUAGUGCAGGUGACGCUUUUAGAGGAUAUGAGCAAGAGCAGAACCAGGACACGGCACCUUUCAGCACGUCAGAUGUGGAUAACGACGGCUGCAUUCCUUUCUGUACUUUCGAUGGGAAAGCCGUCGAGAGCUGCAGCGUGCAACACAACAACACAGGCUGGUGGUUUAAUCAGUGCGGCCGGGCGAACCUCAACGGCUCACCGCUGGAUCAAGAUCGUUCUACUCAGCCGCACAUUCACUGGGACACGUGGACUAAGAACGGAGAACCUGUCAGCAUCAAGUCAGUGACGAUGAAGAUCAGGAGAGUUGAAGGCUCAAAUCUGAAAUAGGCGUUUCACGACUGUAAAGUUAGCAGAUUGUGGAAUAUUUCAUUUAUUUCUAGUCAAUUAAAUCAGUCAAAAA